Molecule: messenger RNA, 375 nt
Organism: Soboliphyme baturini
Lineage: Eukaryota; Metazoa; Nematoda; Enoplea; Dioctophymatida; Soboliphymatidae
Source: the annotation of a GenBank genome assembly
AUGGGGCAUAAGGUUUUAGUAUGGCUUGCAGUUGGCAACUGUCAACCUCACUGUCCGGCCGUGGUCAAGUCGAAUGGACGGCGAUCGUUAUCGAAGACACUACAAAAGGUCUCUGCGGCAACACUGAUGAUCGAUGCCUUGAUGGCCGGAAGCGCACACGGCGGCACAUAUAUAUAUAAUCCAACUGGACCCGACAACUCAGCCAGGCGACCGAUACGGUCGCUGCCGCGGUCGUCGGCGUUCUGUAAAAGCCAUUCGCUCAUGCCUGGUCGUCGGUGGUCGGUCAUCGGUAGUUGGUCGUCGGUCGUUGGUCGUCGUCGCCACAGUGCACGGCGUCGUCGGUCGUCGGUCGUCGGUCGCCGGUCGUCUGUUUGA